Sinocyclocheilus anshuiensis is the source of this 2611-nucleotide messenger RNA. RefSeq names its product digestive organ expansion factor-like. The coding region runs from base 115 to 2370 and encodes 751 amino acids. Gene Ontology annotation, molecular function: rRNA binding; U3 snoRNA binding. The record is from RefSeq and is a predicted model, not a curated record. The transcript is spliced from 13 exons. Gene Ontology annotation, cellular component: small-subunit processome; nucleolus. NCBI's taxonomy places the organism in Eukaryota, Metazoa, Chordata, Actinopteri, Cypriniformes, Cyprinidae. Gene Ontology annotation, biological process: maturation of SSU-rRNA from tricistronic rRNA transcript (SSU-rRNA, 5.8S rRNA, LSU-rRNA).
GCGCUACUACCAUUAUUCCAGGUCGACAGGUGGCGCUAGAGUGUGACGGCACUCUUAACUAUCCAUGAAGAGAAGAAAACACAUACCCUAGUUACACACGUGUAAAACAGAAACAUGGGCAAAAGAAGGCGAGGAAAUCAAGAGAUUACCAAUUUAACUAAGAAACAGAAGAAACAUCUAAAAGAAUUUGGAGAACAGCACCCUUUUCACGAUAAUGUUGUUGAUAGACCGGAGAAGACUCAGAUUUUGCGCUUGCCUGACAGUCCACAGCACCCUGAACAUGACAGUAAGGAAGACAGUGAUGAAGAGCAGCUGUCUGCUUAUCAGAAACUGCUGACCACCAUGAUCCAAGGUGCUGAUGACAACAGUGAAGAUGAAGAAAGUGACGGUGAGGAUGACGGAGAGGAAGUUGAAGGAGAAAGUGAAGAAGAGGAGGAGGAGGAGGAGGAAGGUAAUGAUGCUGAGGAGGAUUUAGAAGAAGGGGAGGGUGAAACACCUGAUAAUUCACAAAAUAAAGAACACCCUGAAAAGACAAAUGGAGAUAUAGAAGAGAAUGAAAAGGUUGAGACGGAGAGAGAAUUUACAGAUAAGAAGAAUGAAGCUGCAUUCUGUCUGGAGACCAACCUGCCUGCGGAAGGAGAGGAAAACAUGGGAGAGCAGGAGGAGGAAGACAUAUUUGCGAAGCACCAGGAGACUGAACUGAGUGAAGAGGAAGUGGGACAAAUCUUGCAAGGAUCAAAGAUCAAGUCUCAGGUUAAGUGGCCAAAGCUGGGCACUCUGCAGUGUAUGUGUCCAUCGGAACAUUUCCCAGCCGUGGGGCAGCCCUCUUCUGCCCCUCUUCCAACCAUCCACAAAACCCUGGAGGCAAAUUGGUGCUUGUUAAACCAGUUCUUUGCACCUGAAGGAGGCGCUGUGACAGAUGUUACAGAGCUGCAGAAGGAAUUGCUUGGGCUCAUGGGUACUUACAGGGAUGUACAUUUUACAAACAGCUCCCCCUUGAGAGAGGCCAAGGAAGUGCGGAGUGCGUACUGUCUUCAUGUGCUAAACCAUGUGUUAAAGGCAAACACUCGUGUGCUUAGAAAUAAUGCCAAGUUGAAGGAAACUAAAGAUGUGAAUGAGGAGUUUCGGGACCAGGGCAUUACUAGACCAAAGGUUUUGAUUCUGGUGCCGUUCAGAGAUGGAGUGCUGCGAGUGGUCCAGACAUUCAUAACACUUUUAGAGCCUAAAGGCAAGAAGAUGGAUGUCAGUAACAAGAAGAGGUUUAAGGAAGAGUAUGGAGAGGAGCCAGGUGAAAGUCCGCCCAAACUGCACAGACCUGAUGACUACCACGCUGUCUUUUCUGGAAAUACAGAUGACCAUUUCAGGAUAGGUGUGUCUAUCAUGAAACGAAGUAUGCGACUCUAUUCUCCCUUCUACUCUUCUGACAUCAUCAUUGCAUCUCCACUGGGUCUGCGCACAGUUCUGGGUGCAGACAGUGAGAAAAAGAGAGACUUUGACUUCCUGUCCUCCAUUGAACUUCUGAUUGUGGACCAGGCAGAUGUGUUCCUCAUGCAGAACUGGGAACACUUGCUGCAUGUGUUGAAGUAUUUGAAUCUGCAGCCGCUGGACUCACACGGUGUUGAUUUCUCUCGUGUACGCAUGUGGAACCUGAACAACUGGGCAGCGCAUUAUAGACAGACGCUGGUGUUCAGUGCCAUACAAGAGCCUCAGAUCACCAACAUCCUUACCAAACACUGCCACAACUACAGGGGUCAGGUGUGCAGUAAAACUAUUCCAAAGGUGGGCUCAAUCUGUCAGGUACUGGUGCAGUUGCCACAUGUAUUCCAGAUGUUUCACUCUGACAGCUUCAUGGACCAGGAUGCCAGGUUCCAGUUCUUUGUGGAUAAGAUCCUGCCCCAGUACAGAGACUCUGUCAUGUCCCACACUUUCAUCUAUGUGCCAUCGUAUUUUGAUUUUGUUCGUCUGCGGAACUACCUGAAGAAGGAAGACGUCAGUUUCGCUAGUGUCAGCGAGUACUCGCAGAGAUCAGAGGUGUCUCGAGCACGACAUUACUUCCAGAAAGGAGAAAAACAGUUUAUGCUCUUCUCUGAGAGAUUCCACUUCUACAAGAGAUACACUAUCAAGGGCAUCCAUAACCUGAUCUUCUACGGGUUGCCUACAUACGCUCACUUCUACAGUGAAGUGUGUAAUAUGCUUCAGGCUGGUGUCAGAGAGGGUGGUGCUUCUGUCAGCUUCACCUGCACAGCCCUGUACUCCCGAUAUGACAUGCAUCGUCUGACUGCUAUCACUGGGGUCGACCGCGCCGCUCAGAUGCUCCAGUCCAAAAAAACAGUGCACCUUUUCAUCACAGGGGAGGAGAAAAACACAUGAACGGGUACUGUGAAAAGCACAUGUGACAUUUUCAACCUCUCAGACAAAGAAAGUAAUCCGUGUUUGUGAUAAUGGCCACUUCUUCAGAUAUACAACUCGCACACUCGCGUCGUCUUCAGAUAAAAUUCUGUCAUUUGACAAUGUAAUGUUCUUGUUCGCAUGUCUUUUUGUGUUCUUUUUUUAGUAUAAAAAAGUCUUCUUUCACUGAAGUCACAGCCCAUAUCUUUGGCUCCAGUGUGUU